This is a messenger RNA of Drosophila albomicans, 629 nucleotides long. RefSeq names its product general odorant-binding protein 68 (gene Obp58b). Bases 6 to 629 code for a protein of 207 amino acids. Gene Ontology annotation, molecular function: odorant binding. The record is from RefSeq and is a predicted model, not a curated record. The transcript has 3 exons. NCBI's taxonomy places the organism in Eukaryota, Metazoa, Arthropoda, Insecta, Diptera, Drosophilidae.
UCACGAUGAAAGUAUCAAUUCUAUUGCUUGGGUUGGGUCAGUUGCUGCUCCUGGUGAGCAAGAAAUCCUCGACAGCGAUACGUGUCCAUUGUCGGGAUGUGGAGCGCAUCCAUGAGGAUCACAUACACUACUGCUGCAAGCAUCCCGAUGGUCAUAACGAUGUCACCGAACAGUGCGCCAAGCAGACCAAGUUCAAGCUGCCCUCACGCGACGAAGAGGCUAUCGAGGAUCUGACCGUGGAUCAUGUGAUGACUGGCACCUGUUUUGCCAAGUGCGUGUUCGAUCAUUACAAUUUCAUGGACAACGACAAGCUGAACAUGACAGCUGUGCGCAAUCACUAUCAGACUACCUACAAAGAGGAUCCCGAAUAUGUCAAGGAAAUGAUUUCAGCCUUUAAUCUUUGCCACUCUAAAUCCGAGGAUGCCACUGCUGAGUUCUUGUCCACCUCCAUUGUCAGGGCUUUCAGCAGCAGCGCUUACAGCUGCAAACCGAUGCCAAGCGUGGUCCUUGCCUGCGUCAUCCAUCGGUUUUUCCACAACUGUCCCCGGAAUCGUUGGUCCAACACAACCGAGUGUGUGGAGACCUUGGCCUUCUCCAAGAAGUGCAAGGAUGUCCUGACCACAAUGUGA